Messenger RNA from Eimeria mitis, 978 nucleotides. RefSeq lists its product as uncharacterized. Bases 1 to 978 code for a protein of 325 amino acids. NCBI's taxonomy places the organism in Eukaryota, Apicomplexa, Conoidasida, Eucoccidiorida, Eimeriidae. The transcript has 2 exons. The record is from RefSeq and is a predicted model, not a curated record.
AUGACUGAGGUGUAUAUACACUCUGCGCUGCCUCAGAACAACUCGACUGUCACUGGCCUGCUUCGGCGCAACCCUUUUCACGGCGAGGAGCCGCCGACACACAUCCGCGUGUUGCGAGCAGAAUACAGAUUUUCUCAUCCUUCAAAGGGUUUAUUCUCAAGGGGGCCCUGGUGGGAGAUAAGAAGGGGCUCGACCCAAGUGUUUGUUGGUCCAGAAGCUGUUCCGGGGGCGCAGGAGCACCUGCAGCAGCUGCUGGCAGCUCGUGAGGAGCGCAAGCGAGCUGCUGAAGCCAAGCGGCGUGCUGCAGAGGAGGCGCGGCUAAGACGGGAGGAGGCGGAGGAACUGCAGCGGCGGUUGGAGGCAGCUAAGCGUGCGGCCGAGGAGCUGAAGAAGCAGCAAGAAGAAGAGCAGCAGCGGCAACGAGAGGCCGAGGCUCGGCGACAAGAGGAAGAAGCAGAGCGCCAGAAGGCUGCAGAAGAAGAGGAGAAGAAGGCUCGAGAAAAAGCCGAGAAGGAGGCAGCAGAAGCAGCAAAGGAAGCGGCCCGCAGGGCGCAGGCGGAGGCGCAGGCGCAGGCGGAGGCCCAGGCAGAGGCAGAGAGGCAAGCGAAAGAAAAAGAAAGACAAGAAGCACUGGAGAAACAGAGGGCUGCAGAAGAAGCCAAAAGGGAAGAGGAAGAGAGACAGAGAAAGAUAGCCGAGCAGCAGAAGAGAGAGCAAGAAGAGGCGAAAGCCCGCGAGGCACAGAAACAAGAAGCAGAAAGGAGACAGCAGGAGGAGCAGGAGCGGCUCAGAGCAGUGGCUCUCAGACAAGCGCAGCAGGCAGAAGAAGAAAAGAAGAGAAAAGAACGGCUGCAGCAACUCCUCGUCACCCUCACAAAACAUGAACUUGGUGGCGUCCCCCUUCGGAAUGCCAUCCGGCUGUCAAAGACAGCGCAUCACCACAGAACAUCUGCAGCAACAGCAGCACCAACGCAGUAG